AUGAUCCUGCGUAAUUUUUCUUUCCCGAAGACCACAUCCCUUCUUGACUUGCCCGCGCCUGUCGUCGUAGAGGCGGCUCGCCAACAUCCUUCAGCCCUUGUCCCGAAGGAGCAUACUCGUCUUGAUUCUGCCGAAUACCUUCUGUUGCACUUCUGUCGUUUACGCCCCGAGUUGGAUGUUGUACCUAACAAGGCUUUGUUUGCUCGUGAUCACCCUUUUAUCAAAUGUUCGUUGCCCUCUGUAUCCUGUCUGUGCGUUAUCUCGGGCUACAUUGAGAUGUGGUUCUACGGAGAGGCUGUCGCGGCUGCUCUGCGCCGACUGUAUAAUGACUUCCUUGCUAAUCAAGACCCUAUACCGAACCAUGUGCAUGAACUCUCGAGUGUACCAGACGGGAUCAAGGUCUACGAGGCUGCUGCCAUUUGA
Suillus fuscotomentosus is the source of this 423-nucleotide messenger RNA. RefSeq lists its product as uncharacterized. The coding region runs from base 1 to 423 and encodes 140 amino acids. The record is from RefSeq and is a predicted model, not a curated record. The transcript has a single exon. NCBI's taxonomy places the organism in Eukaryota, Fungi, Basidiomycota, Agaricomycetes, Boletales, Suillaceae.